This is a messenger RNA of Dichomitus squalens LYAD-421 SS1, 1676 nucleotides long. RefSeq names its product kinase-like protein. The transcript has 2 exons. Gene Ontology annotation, cellular component: cytoplasm. Gene Ontology annotation, molecular function: ethanolamine kinase activity; choline kinase activity. Bases 134 to 1345 code for a protein of 403 amino acids. NCBI's taxonomy places the organism in Eukaryota, Fungi, Basidiomycota, Agaricomycetes, Polyporales, Polyporaceae. The record is from RefSeq and is a predicted model, not a curated record. Gene Ontology annotation, biological process: phosphatidylethanolamine biosynthetic process; phosphatidylcholine biosynthetic process.
UGAGUAUAUAACGUACUUCGUAUCACAGCUCCCCUAGGGAGGCCCGCCGGCGAGCUGACCACUUGUGGGACAGGACGGGGAGGGUAUCUUGGUCUGACGUUCGCGUAACUCGUGUCCUUUCGUGUAUGCUGAUAUGCCCUUUUCUAGACGCUACAAGACUGCACCUUUUGCAGAGCAACUCCUCGAAAUUCUCCGCUCCAUCCGCGCUCCAUCUUGGUCUGACCCGGUCAUCGUCUCGAGCAAGGUCAGCAUUCAGAAGGUAUCGGGCUCUUUGACGAAUGCUGUCUUUUUCGUGUCGUGUCCGUCGGUGCCCAAGGCGCGCAUUGUCUUGCUGCGUGUGUACGGACCAUCAUCCGGCAACCUCAUUUCACGCCCGCACGAACUGCACACCCUCCACGUGUUAUCCUCGGAGUACCGCAUUGGCCCUCGUGUUUAUGGCACAUUCGAAAAUGGGCGUAUAGAGGAGUACUUUGACUCCACUGCCUUGACGGCCAACGACCUGCGCGACCCUGAGAUAAGUUCCUGGAUCGGCGCUCGGAUGGCUGAGCUGCAUGGCGUAGACAUUGACGCUGUCACCUACGGCGCUCAGCCUGCUGACGGCCCCGAAAGAGGCAACCAGCUCGGUGUUCACAAGAACGUCAAGGCUUGGCUCCCCUCUGCACGAGAGGUGCUAGAACUGCCGGGAGCUCCAGAGGAAGUUCGCAAGAGCCUUGACUUGGACCGUUUUGAGCGGGAAUGGCAACUCUACGCCCAGUGGUUGCAUCAGAAAGAGAAGACCAGUGGCGCCAGUCGACGAGUGUUCGCGCACAAUGACGCGCAGUACGGCAACCUGCUGCGUUUGCGAACGCUGAAGGAAGGCUUACCUGCACAUCGCCAGAUCAUCGUCGUCGAUUUCGAGUACGCAGCCCCCAACCCCGCCGCAUUUGACCUAGCGAACCACUUCCACGAAUGGACCGCGAACUAUCACGGGAACACUCCUCACAUCCUCGACCCUUCGCGGUACCCCUCCGCGGAGGAACGCCGGAACUUCUACCGCGCGUACCUCACCCACGCCGACCGCCACAUCGACGCGCCAGCGUCAGCACCUAUCCCCGCGGUCGUCUCAGAUGUGUCCGACGACGCGCUUGCGGCGAAGAUGGAGAAGCUCGAGGAGCACGUCCGCGCCUGGAACCCAGCGUCGCACGGCAUGUGGGCCAUCUGGGGCGUCGUGCAGGCUCGCGAGCUUGUGGAAGGGAAGGAUGGCGAACCCGAGUUCGACUACCUCGGCUACGCGCAAUGCCGCAUGGACGGCUUCCGUCGCGAGUUGCGCGCGCUGGGCAUCCCAGGGCUUGAGCAGCUGCCGUAAUCGUCCCGCGAAAUUUUUAGCCCUUUGCCCCCCUACGCCUUGCCUGCGCCUUCUCCCUACUGGAACGUUUCCAAGCUCACCAUUUCCUCUUCCCCGAAAGCCCCUUGUGCACCACGUGCCACAUCUGUUUCAUCCCAAGCGUCUCGCUUCGUCAAUCAUGCCGUGAAGCUUCCGAUGAGCGGUUUCUGUGGCCGAGGAACGUCAGUCGAGCCCCCAUCUCAGCGUCGUGGCGUCGUUCAGGCUAGACAUUCCACAAACCCUCCAUCUGAAGCCGUAGAGUAUGCUAUAGCACGCUUCUACUGUACAGCCGUCCUACGCUAUCGUAUACCAU